Sesamum indicum (sesame) is the source of this 872-nucleotide messenger RNA. RefSeq names its product putative GPI-anchored protein At3g06035. The record is from RefSeq and is a predicted model, not a curated record. Lineage: Eukaryota; Viridiplantae; Streptophyta; Magnoliopsida; Lamiales; Pedaliaceae.
UUUAAACUAUCCCAUAAACUCCCGAACCCACCACUGCCUUCUUCUUUCCGAAUAUAAUUCUACCUGCACUACACUUCUUCUUCGCAGGAACAGUAAUGGAGUCUUGUUGGGCUCGUUUUGCUAUCAUCAUUCUGCUACUCUCCGUCCCAGUACAGUCUGAUGAAGAAGAAGAUCAUCUGCUACAGGGAAUCAACAGCUUCCGGCAGUCGUCCAACGUUCCGGCUCUCGCCAAGCACGAUAAGGCCAAUUGUGUGGCCGACGAAAUUGCGGACCAAUUAGAGGACAAACACUGUGCGUCCAACACUGCACCACCAGCCCAAUCGCAACUGAUCUCCAACUACCCUAGUGUUCUAAAGAAAUGUGACAUAGACGUCAACACGACGAGAGACGGUAUGAUACUGCCGGUUUGCGUGCCACAUCGAGUUGCGACUCUGGUGCUCACUAACUACACACAGUCUCACAAUUCAAGAUACUUGAACGACUCCAGGUUUACGGGUGCGGGCAUUGGGACCGAAGACGACUGGACCGUCUUAGUCUUGACCACAAACACACCCGGAGGGAGCUUCGCAAGUGGAGCUGGUCGGCUGACGAUACCGGGCUCGACCCAGUACUUGCCAACUCUUCUUCUGAUGCUAUUUCUCGUGUUGAUAUAUUAAAGUUGCUACGCGACUUAUUAUGUGUUUAGGUUUGUGUUGUACUAGAGUUGGUUUUUUCCUAUUUUCAGGUAGCCUAUGUGGUAAACUUCGUCUUGUCAUCAGCGUGUAUAUCUCUGUCGUGUCCUAUUUCUCUGUGUCGUUUGUAUACUGUACUUGGAUUCUAACCGGACAUGAGAAGCUCUCGGUGAGCUAAUUUGGCAUAUUGUUUAUCUUUGA